AUGCCAGGCACUGACUUCUCUCCAGCUGUGAUGGUGCUGGGUGGCCUCCCCUUGCAGUUCUCUGCAUUGAAAACCUGUUGUUUAGUGCAGCCACCUUCAUUAGCUGCCUUAGCUUCAUCUCCUGGAGCACUUGCAGCAGCCUCUGGGUCAGCUCUUCCCGCCUUACCUUGCACAGAGGGUAAAAAGAAAAUGCAAGACCACCAUGCUGCAUCGGGAUCUCUGAAAGAACGUGAGGAAGACGGUUUCCAAAGGCAGGUGAAGAAAGUACGCGUCCUUGAUGAAAUCAGUGGACAGAGAACUAUGGACACUGAAGGGAAGGUGGACAUGAACGGAUGUGAGCUGGUGGGAAAGCAGCAGCUGUUGGCAGCAAAGGAGGAGGCAAAAUUGGCUGAAGAGGAGACAAGAUGGUAUAAGAUAAGACUUGAAGAAUGUCACGGGCAAAUGCGGGAAGCAGAGAUCAUUUGGAGACACCAGGUCACUCUUGCCGAGAAGAAGGCCCAAGACAGCUCACUCAGGGCUCAGGAGCUGGAGAGGGAAAUCUCUGAAUUGAGAAGGGAAAACUCUGACCUGAGAAGGGAAAACUCCUCUGAGCUGAGAAGGGAAGUUGCCCACCUGAAACAGAGAUUGGAUGCAAUCUGCAGACGGAGGCAGGCAGAGGAAUACAUGAGGCAGGAUCCCACUCCAGGAGGACCGUACAGGCUGCACCCUCCCCUGAGAGGUAAGGAGCGCACUGUGAAGUGCGGCAGCUCCAUUUCUGCAGCAGGAGCCGCCCAACUCAAAACUCUUGCCCAGGAGCCAGUGGGCUACUUCUCCCGAGAGCCCGUCGCGUUGGCUGGUGCCUGCAUGAGCCAUGAGGGAGUGCUUAGGAGCCGGGGCCCGCCGACUUUGACUGUGGGUUUCCCGAAACAGCGUGAGGAGAGUCACCCCGUGGAAUGGAGGGCCCCAAACUUUCCGAGGACCAGCCUGCGUGCCCUGCCCCGGGUGCGGCCCGUCGUCGCCCAGCCGGGCACCUGCACCUGUUCCCCUUAG
This is a messenger RNA of Camelus dromedarius (Arabian camel), 1029 nucleotides long. RefSeq lists its product as uncharacterized. The coding region runs from base 1 to 1029 and encodes 342 amino acids. The transcript has 9 exons. Lineage: Eukaryota; Metazoa; Chordata; Mammalia; Artiodactyla; Camelidae. The record is from RefSeq and is a predicted model, not a curated record.